CAAUACGCGCCCCUGGCCGAUCCGAUGAACCGCCGGACGGGACGGAACCCUUCCCCGUUACAACAAACACCCACCUUAACACCGCGUUAUGUGGUAGGGCCGUUAACUCCGUGAGAUCUUCCUGCCGAAGAGCAACAGGCAAGCAUCCUUUCCAACCGGUUGUCUCUGAUGCAAGAGCUUGUUACCCCGCGACAACAACAAGAUGUCAUACACUAUCCCUCUGUUUGUUGUCUACGAGGAACCCGCAAAUGCCCGGUGCAUGUCACACAGACCCUCCACGGUCAAAAACUCGCACACAGCUCAUUGAACUCGGUUUCCUCGCUUGCCUCUUUACUGCGCAAAACUACCACUGACAAAACAGCCUGGAACGACGCACCCUCUAAAUUCUCACCGGUAGCGAACACGUCAAUGUUGACCAUGCCUGGCCCGUAUGCGAAGGACCAGCCCCAGGGCUUUUCGAACCACGUUGAGAAAGUCGCCGUCAUCGGGGCCGGCGGUCAAAUUGGUGGUCACAUUGUUGAGCAACUGCUCAAGAAGGGAAAGCAUGUCGUGACAGCAAUAUCGCGUCCUGGAAGUACCAAUACGCUCCCCGAUGGUGUCGAGGUUGUCCGUAUCGACUACAGCGGCGAUGACAUCUCGGCACUGGUGGAGGCACUUCGUGGUCAGCAAGCUCUGAUCGUCACCAUGGCCGUCUCGGCCCCAAAGGACACCAUGAGCAAACUUAUUCGUGCAGCCGCCGAGGCCGGCGUGCCGUAUAUCCUGCCCAACUGGUUCGGCCACGAUGCUGCCAACGACUCGCUUUGCCAGGACAGCUUCCUGACGCAGAUGCGCGACAACGUCCGUGACGAGGUCCAGCGCCUGGGCGUCAGCUCCCCCCUGUUUCUGAUCUGCAAUUUCUGGUACGAAUUUAGCUUGGGCGGUGGACCUGAUCGCUUCGGCUUCGACUUCCAGAACCGCUCCCUUGUCUUCUUCGAUAAGGGCAGUGUGGCAAUCAACACCAGCACCUGGCCGCAGUGCGGACGUGCAGUUGCCAAUAUCCUCAGUCUCAAGGAGCUCCCCGACGAUGAGAAGGACCAGUCAACCACGAUUUCCCAAUUUCGAAACGAUGGUGGCCUGAUCUACAUCUCAAGCUUCCGACUGAGCCAGCGAGACAUGUUUGAGAGCGUCAAACGCGUCACGAAGACCACCGAUGCGGAUUGGACCAUUACCCACGAAUCCUCUGAGCAGCGGUGGAAGGAUGGUAUGGCCGAGGUGAUGAGCGGCAAUUUCAAGGCCUUCACCAAAAUGCUGUAUAGCCGCAUGUUCUUCCCCAAUGGCGACGGCGACUACCAGUCCAGGCGUGGCCUUCAUAACGACGUUCUCGGCCUACCUGAGGAGGAUUUGGAUGCCGCCACAAGCAUCGGCGUGCGUAUGGGGGUGAAUGAUGAGGUGACACGGACUCAUUGAAGGAACUGUGGCAGGGCUUGUACUUCCUCUCAGAGAUCUGGACUCGGUCGAUCAAAUGCAGCAUUUUAGCUC
Molecule: messenger RNA, 1518 nt
Organism: Parathielavia appendiculata
Lineage: Eukaryota; Fungi; Ascomycota; Sordariomycetes; Sordariales; Chaetomiaceae
Product: NAD(P)-binding protein
Exons: 2
Coding region: 418-1446 (342 amino acids)
Source: RefSeq, a predicted model, not a curated record